Molecule: messenger RNA, 4158 nt
Organism: Homarus americanus (American lobster)
Lineage: Eukaryota; Metazoa; Arthropoda; Malacostraca; Decapoda; Nephropidae
Product: GMP reductase 2-like
Biological process (GO): nucleotide metabolic process
Cellular component (GO): GMP reductase complex
Molecular function (GO): GMP reductase activity
Source: RefSeq, a predicted model, not a curated record
AUCAAAUUCAUCUGCCUAGAUGUUGCCAAUGGUUACUCGGAGGUGUUUGUCGAGUAUGUCAGGAAAGUUCGCAAGCACUACCCUGAUCACACUAUUCUUGCUGGAAAUGUGGUAACAGGAGAGAUGGUUGAAGAACUAAUUCUCUCUGGUGCUGAUAUCAUUAAAGUGGGCAUUGGACCAGGAUCAGUCUGUACCACCAGAAAGAAGGCUGGGGUUGGAUAUCCUCAGCUCUCAGCUGUAUUAGAAUGUGCUGAUGCUGCGCAUGGCCUUGAUGGACACAUCAUAUCUGAUGGUGGGUGCACUUGUCCUGGAGACAUUGCUAAGGCUUUUGGAGCUGGAGCAGAUUUUGUUAUGAUGGGGGGAAUGUUAGCUGGCCACGAUCAGUCUGGAGGAGAAAUAAUAGAACGUAAUGGAAAGAAGAUGAAGCAGUUUUAUGGCAUGUCCAGCGCCACAGCAAUGCAGAAGUAUUCUGGUGGCGUAGCCGAAUAUCGAGCGAGUGAAGGGAAGUCUGUCGAAAUCCCAUACAAGGGAGAUGUAAACUCCACCAUCUUGGAUAUCUUGGGUGGCUUACGUUCUGCAUGUACAUAUACUGGUGCUGGGAAACUUAAGGAACUGCCAAAACGUACCACUUUCAUCCGUGUUACUCAGCAAACCAACGAGAUCUUCAUGGGGCUUCAAGCACAGAAAGAAUCAUGAUUGCUCAAAAGGAAAUGAUUAUACUGUACUUUGAAAAGAAUUUAAAGUACAGUAUAGUCUCAAUUACCUUACAAUUACUUUUUUAUUAUUAGUAGUAUUUAUUUUUCAAAAUUGUUGCCAUCUUUUAGUUUAAUUUAAAGUACUGUACAAUAUGUAUUUUUUAUAUGAAAUGCUUCAGUUUGAGUUACCAAAUUUAUAAUACAUUUAGGAAUAAUAGGAUUAGGGUGUAGUAAAUUUAAGCCAAUCAGAUUUGUUAAAAGACAUUUACAGUAUAUUAUUAGCUUACUUGUCAAAGCACAAACUGAAGAAUUUUAAGUUGUUGUUUCAAGUUUUGCCAACCCCCACAGAGCAAUGAACAACCUGAUCAUUUUCAGGCAUUUUAUAUUUCUGCACACCUCACUUACCCACUUCUCUUAAAAACCCUAUUACAAAAUAUGCUGCAGUUGCCUAUGUAAGUUCUGCCACAGAGGUGUAUGGAAAGAGCUAACCUAAUUUCUGAGGUUAUAAUUUUUUAAUUGAUUGACACUACAGCAGCUGUAAGGGGUUUGCUGCUUAUGUCAAACUUCACAUUAUCAUGGCCUUCAUCUUUUUUCCUCUCUGAUGCUUUUACUAUUUUUCCAUUCUUUUGGCUUUCAUUAAUAUUCUCCGUUGAACUUGUCACAUAUGUAUGCCUGUUUAAGAAACCCUCACUUGGCACAUUAUCAUGAUAAUAACAGUAAGACACAUGAAGUUAGAGAUUUUAGCAGAAAAUAAUUUGGUAUAGAUUUAACUUUAGCUUUAUUGGUCACUUCUCUCUUACACAGUGUUGGCAAGUACUGGGUAUGUACCAUUUUGCAAGAAUUAGUCUGCAACAAUAUGGGGAUCACAGCUGUUUACAAACACAUUCAGUAACCAAUUCACUUUUGCUCUGAGGUGGUUGACAAGAUUUGAUAUUUCAAUUUUUUUUCCUUCAGUACUGUAUAGUUUUCUAAUCAUACAUCACUGGUAGGUCUUGGGAGAUCUAAAGGGUCCUGAUGUUUAAAGUAAACCACUCCAGCGCUUUUUGUAGAAAUACAGGGUUUUCCUUAAUUAUCUUUCUUAUUUCAAAGUAAAUAAAAGAAUAACCAUCAGACAUAAAAGCAUACAGUUUGUACCAUCAUGUAGCCCAACUCAGAGGUGUUUUAUGAUGUCAGUAGACCUUCACCUGUGCACCAUAUUUGGCUCUCAGAACAUCUUAACUGAUUUCAGUCCAUAUUCAUCACAACUUCUCUUCGGUCCCACUGGUGAUGGUGCUAAUUCUCCUGGUUUGUAGUUCCGUUUUUUCGGGCGUGUAAUACACGACGUCUUAGACAUAACCCCCAGAUGAAAACGUCUAAAGGACUGAUGUCAAUCAAAUAUCAAGUGGCAGUAUGGACCAGGAUAAAAAACCCUAUCAUCAUUGUGACACAGAACAUGUUGUGGCAAAUGGGGAUUAAAAUCAAAUAUCAGACAUUCUGAAAGCUACUAAUGAUGCACAUGUGAAAGAUGACCGACUGUCAAGAAACAUUAUUUUAAUUGGGACACAUGAUUGUGCAAACUACCUGUUAGUAUGUGUUUGUUAUUAUUUGCAUUUGAAAUAGGAAACAGUUUAGGAACACCCUGUAUGUUGAUACAAGUACAGUAUUAUUAACUCUAGUUUUGUCAUUAUAGAAAGAUAGCUAUCAAUUUAUUAUAACUUAAUAAUAAUCAUACUUUCUCUUGCCAAGCUCCUUGCUGUGAAAAAAAAAAGCUUCCUCUUGUUGAGCUGGAAAUUACUAAAUCCCUCACCACUGAUCAUCAAUGCACCAAGAAGCAACCCAAUGGUAUUAAUGUAACAUUCUUGGUGGAGUUCUCAUUGCCCAAAAAAUAUUUAUCUUGUUUUUUUCAUUUAUCUAAACUUGGUUAUAUCUAUAUGUUCAUAAAACCUAAAGCCAGUAUAUUCUAGAAAUCAGAUUAUUGAACCAGAAAAUUUACAUAUGGAAAAUCCAGUUACAGGUUAGGAGAUUUUACAGCAUCCCCCUCAUAUAAACAUACUGUAGUGUACAUGCAAAAAUUUUAUUACUUAUUUACAUAGACUAAAAUUGGUUUGAUUGAUAGCACAAAAUGUCUGUUUCUUGACCAUCGCUUUCAUUACAGAGAAUGAAACAUUGCCUUGGCCAACAGAUAUACAUUUUGGAUUACUGUACAGUAUGUAUCAGUUGAACCUUUUGUUAGUCUGUCUGAGUAUGAGAUGUGCAAAUAUCUCAUUUUAUACAGUGUACUGUACAAUGAAAUCUUGCUUCUUGUUGUAACAAUGACAAACUCUGUCAUUACAUGAAAAAGUUUGGUGAAGGUUAAUGAAAUAAUAUUAAUUAAUAAAUCCUUUUAUUUCUCGAAAAAAUUCAAACAUUAAACAAAAUCGUACAUAAAUCAUUCAGGAGGACCAGGUACAGCCUCUUCCACUUCCAACUGAUACAAUCAGCAUUGUCAAUGCACCCUCUCUGUGUGGUGUGAACCCUGAGAGUGUCGAGUCUUGAAUCCGAAGUAUUCUCAAGCAAGGGAGAGAGGGAGGACUGGUGGCGGUGUAAUACAGGGAUUGAGGAGGUUUAGAGUGUAAGGGGGCUAGAGGGGUGGGUAGAGUUGAGCAGUUAUCUGUGCAGUUAUAACGUAAAAUGUAUUGAACAAGGAUAUAAAUACCUAGGACAAAACACCAAGUAUGUACAGUACGAGUAGAAUGUGUUACUGCACAUUAGGGUGGGUUUCCCAGCUUGUGAUACAGGUCUGAAACCAUUUGUACAUAUUUACUGUCCAGAAUUUACAAGGUCAUUGGCCACUGAUAAAAACAACAAUCCCCCCCCACCCUCUCAGAAGUUGCACACAUAAAUGCAUUGGUCAUGCAGUAUUCCUCCAUGUCCUUCUCUACCGGUACUUCUGCUGAAACCUAAGCAACUGUCAACCUCUGGUUUAAACCAAAUGAUUUAAACUAAUAUUUUUUUAAUCUGUCUUUUUUCUUUGUUUUAUUAAACCCUCACAGGUGGUUUUAAUGAAUUAUAUUUGAUUUGGAAAAGGCAUAUGAUAGGGUGAACAGAAAAGCAUUGUGGGAGGCAUUACAGGUGUAUGGGGUGGGAGGAAGGCUAUUAAAAUGCAGUAAAAGCAUUAUAUGAAAACAGCAGGGCAAUAAUAAGAGUAAAUGGGAAAGGAAGUGAAACAUUUGAAAUAAAUGCAUGAGUAUGCCCCUGUGGUUAUUCAAUAUAGACAUGGAUGUGAACUAAAUGUAUUAUACACUGGUGAAAGUGAUGAUAAUAAGUUUUCUUACAGGGCUACACACAUCUCAAAUCCUGAUUAUAAUAAGGAAGCCAAGUUGCUACUGUUCAGUGUACUGUAACUGGUGACUGCUUCUGUUUAUGGAUGGGCUCUGAGCCUAAUGUGUACUGACUGUAUUGUACUUACCGGUAAUUGAAUUCAUUAAAUCUUUCAAACGUAAAA